AUGCAGGUCCCCACAACCCCCGCGCGUCCAGCGCGUCCAGACUCGCGAACCACAUCCUCGACGCAGCCUGCAGCAGGCCCCUCAUCCAGCUCGACCCAGGCAGCGACCACCCCCGCCGCCGCCGCUGCUGGAAGCGGCAGCGGCCCCGCGCGCGCAGACGACCUGUGGACGGAGAUUCUGCGAGGCGCCGACCGACAGAAGUCGUUAUCGAGGAAGAAUGUCGUCUUGCUCUCUGAACGGCAUAGAGGAAGGCGUAACUUGCUCAGCAAGCUAGUGGGCAAACGGCGCGCACGCGAAGCUCCCCCGCCAGCCCUGGCCAUUGGAUACGAUGUGCUCGAACACGCCGACCGCGACGAGGACGCCGCACCCCCCGUGUCCGUCUUCUACCCGCCAUCAUCACACCCGGGAUUGCUGCGUCUUGUCGACGUGUCUCUACCUCCCCACCCCUUGCCUAACACGGCAGUUGUGAUCGUUCUCGACUGGACAAAGCCCAGUACCAUGGUUCGUGAGCUCUUGGCGUGGCUCGCCUGGGUGGACCAGUGGGCUCAGCGUGCGGAUAAGGGUCAUUCGGACGGCGACGAGCUGCGCGAGAGGUUGCAAUCACACCUGCAGCACUACACCGAACCACCAGCAUCCAACACUGGCACUGGCGCCCCCUCGUCCAGCAUCGCAGGCUAUAACGCCAACAGUCUCGGCACUCUUCUCCCCCUCGGCCCCGGCACUUUGACGCUCAACCCGUCCGGCAUCCCCAUUGUGGUCGUCUGCACUCGCGCAGACCUCAUGGACCACGUCGGCGACGAGAUGGGCAUGAAGGGUGGUGGAUGGGAAGAGAGAACAGAUUGGAUCCAGCAGGUGCUGCGUACCGUCUGCCUCGCCUAUGGUGCAGCACUGUUCUACACGGCCCCGACACAGCCUCAGACAUACACCCUUCUGCGCGAAUACCUCUUCCACAGGUUGUACAGUGUGCCCCCGCCUCUGACACAGCCUGGCUCUGGCUCUGGUGGUCCGCAAGAGGCAGUGGCGGCCUACCCGUCGCGGUUUCCCUUCCCGCACCGCGCCAACGUUCUCGACCGCGACGCCGUCCUCGUCCCCGCCGGCUGGGACAGUUGGGGCAAGAUCAACGUCCUGCGCGAUGGGUUUGACCCAGCACGUGUCGGCAGGGCGUGGGAGUCGAGCGCGACCAAGCUCUCGGGCGGCAACACCGAGGACGACGCCGAGGGAAUCGAGGACCUCUGGUUCGCCAUGGUGCCCGAUACCGAGCGCCCCAAGCCGCCCAGCGCAAGCACUGUGACAACUACGUCCGAGCUCGAGCAGACAUUCUUGGCCCGACAGCUCGACGUGCUCCUCAAGGAUCCAAACCGCGAUGCACGCGCUGCGUUCCGGCACGCGGCGAACAGUGCCAGCGCCGUGGGAGCGACCGCUGCAAACUCGGGUGCUGGUCCCGGUGCUGCUGCCGACGGCGGCGCGGAGCGAUACGGCGGCGUCGUGGGGCCAAUGGGUACUGGUGGCCUCAGCCUGCCCGGUGUGGAGAGGGCCAUGGCCGAGAUGGAGGGAGCUGGGGGUGCGGAUGAUGUUAGAGAGCGGUUUGGACGGAUUGCAAGGAGGGAACCUACACAGCCGACGUCGCCAACGACGGAGCGUCCCGCCGCAGCUCGCAACGAGGCGCUUCACAACUUUUUCCAGGGCCUGGUGGCCAAGAAGUCGGGUGCGGCGAGUACGAGUAACACACCCGCCAAACCUGCGGCCAAGUAA
This is a messenger RNA of Apiotrichum porosum, 1752 nucleotides long. RefSeq lists its product as uncharacterized. NCBI's taxonomy places the organism in Eukaryota, Fungi, Basidiomycota, Tremellomycetes, Trichosporonales, Trichosporonaceae. Gene Ontology annotation, cellular component: centrosome; cytoplasmic dynein complex. The coding region runs from base 1 to 1752 and encodes 583 amino acids. Gene Ontology annotation, biological process: microtubule cytoskeleton organization; microtubule-based movement. Gene Ontology annotation, molecular function: dynein heavy chain binding. The transcript is spliced from 5 exons. The record is from RefSeq and is a predicted model, not a curated record.